Molecule: messenger RNA, 845 nt
Organism: Culicoides brevitarsis
Lineage: Eukaryota; Metazoa; Arthropoda; Insecta; Diptera; Ceratopogonidae
Gene: Ttc1
Product: tetratricopeptide repeat protein 1
Exons: 3
Coding region: 163-777 (204 amino acids)
Molecular function (GO): protein binding
Source: RefSeq, a predicted model, not a curated record
UUUUUUUGUGCGACGACGACUGUUUAUUUACAAUUCUUUAUCAGAGAGACGUAAAUAAAGCUAGGGCUGUGAAUAUCGAACCGCAUUCAGUUUGUUUAUGUCAACAUCACACCAUCCCUCGCCUCACUCAUUUCUAGAAAUAAUCAUCAAAUUUCCCCCAAAAUGACGCUGGAAUUCGACAAAGAGCUCGAAGAAGAGGAACUUUUGAAGCUCGAAGAAUCCAUGGACGACGAAGAACUCGAAAAACGGAAGGAACAAGCGGAAGAAUUGAAAUCUGAAGGCAAUGAACUCUUCAAAAACAAAGAAUUCGAGUCAUCGGUAGCGAAAUACACAGAAGCACUAAAUUCCUGUCCAACGAAAUUCAAAAAGGAAAGAUCAAUUUUGUACGGAAAUCGAGCAGCUGCAAAAAUUCAACUGGAAUUCUUCAAGUCGGCGAAAGAAGAUUGCGACAAGUCCCUAGAAUUAAAUGAUUCGUACCAAAAAAUCUACUUGAGACGAGCCACUUUGAACGAAAAACUCGAACAUCUGGAUGAAUCUCUGAGCGACUUUGAGAAAUUCUUGACUUAUGAACCUCGGCAUGCGGAGGCGCAAGAAGGAAAACGACGUCUGAUGAUAAAAGUGAACGAGAGGAAUGAAAAGCUGAAAGCCGAAGCGCUGGGAAAACUAAAAGACUUAGGAAAUUUAGUGUUAAGACCUUUUGGCCUCAGUACCGACAACUUCCAAGUCACUCAGAACGGCGAUGGAGGCUGCUCGAUAAAUUUCAAACAAAACGAAUGAAAUUGACUACCAUUUUAAUUAAAUAAAUGCUAUUGAAUUUGAUAAAAUAUUUAAAGAAAAGUCCAUAA